AACGAAUAACGGCCUCGAACUAUCGAACAAUCAUCGAUUGUAUAAUAUGUGAUAACAAAACGAAUCGAACAAACGAAAAAGAGAACUGUCAAUUAACAUGACAAACUUCGACCGAAUGAAGGCAUUUUAGGAAAAGUUUCAAAGGUUUUUCUCCAAAAAACAAAACGGUUAUUUGUUGAGGAACAUUACCGACUUACAUAGACCAACACCCGCCUUUUAAUUUUCUUGUGUGUUGUGAUUGUUGUGGCUGAAGAGCACUAGACGACGACGGCAAUGGCUUUCAACUUCACAGCAUUUACAUAUAUAAUUGCUUUGAUAGGGGAUGCGUUUUUAAUAUUCUUUGCAAUAUUUCAUGUUAUUGCAUUCGAUGAAUUGAAAACGGAUUACAAGAAUCCCAUAGAUCAAUGUAAUAGCUUAAAUCCGCUAGUCCUACCGGAAUAUAUUCUACAUAUAUUCCUGAAUUUAUUGUUUUUGGUGUGUGGAGAAUGGUUUUCGUUGUGCAUCAAUAUACCCUUGAUUGCCUAUCAUAUAUGGCGUUACAAAAAUCGCCCCGUAAUGUCUGGACCAGGUCUAUAUGAUCCCACAACGGUGUUAUCAUCGGAUAAUUUAACCAAAAAUAUGCGUGAGGGCUGGAUUAAAUUGGCAAUCUAUUUAAUUUCAUUCUUCUAUUACAUAUAUGGAAUGGUUUAUUCCCUAAUAUCCACGUAAAAACGCAUAAGCAUAUUUCUUCUCUGUAUGCUCGCUCGUCCUCAACGUCUUCAUCGUUCCCCCCAUUACAUAGCAACAAACAAACAAGAGAAAAACGUACACAACAAAAGAUCAAAAUCCUGAAAAUUUUCAAAAAAAAAAAAGUGUGUGUGGAUAUGUAAGCACUUGUUUUUUUUUUUUUCUUUAAUAUAACAAUUUCUUAAUAUUUAAUUUUCUCUGUAAUGUAUUUUAGUCAAAAGGAAAAAAAAAAUUAUAACAAUAAGAAAAAAAAUGUUUAAUUUAUA
Messenger RNA from Musca domestica (house fly), 992 nucleotides. It is a transcript of the gene cni, whose product is annotated as protein cornichon. Gene Ontology annotation, biological process: endoplasmic reticulum to Golgi vesicle-mediated transport. The transcript is spliced from 5 exons. Gene Ontology annotation, cellular component: COPII-coated ER to Golgi transport vesicle; endoplasmic reticulum membrane. Bases 274 to 708 code for a protein of 144 amino acids. NCBI's taxonomy places the organism in Eukaryota, Metazoa, Arthropoda, Insecta, Diptera, Muscidae. The record is from RefSeq and is a predicted model, not a curated record.